Molecule: messenger RNA, 1451 nt
Organism: Eufriesea mexicana
Lineage: Eukaryota; Metazoa; Arthropoda; Insecta; Hymenoptera; Apidae
Product: RNA-binding protein 40
Exons: 6
Coding region: 45-1451 (468 amino acids)
Biological process (GO): mRNA splicing, via spliceosome
Cellular component (GO): U12-type spliceosomal complex
Molecular function (GO): pre-mRNA intronic binding; U12 snRNA binding
Source: RefSeq, a predicted model, not a curated record
CGUAAACAUAGUUUGAUGAUAUUUAACAUUUUUUUAAAUUUAGGAUGUCAUCUGAAACACCACAUAUCUCAGACACGCUUAGGAUUCUUCACUUACCACUAGAACUUUCUGAUGAACGACGUAAUGAAUUAUUUAAAAAAUAUGGUGCAAUUAGAACUCGAACUUUAAGACCUUCUAGAAAGUAUACUAUAACUUUUGCAAAAUUCCAAUCUCAAGAAGCAGCUACAGAAGCAUUAUUACGUUUGCAUCAAUUAAAUGUUAAAGGACAAUAUUUAACAGUUGAAUUUGCUAGAAAGACUAUAUCAACAGAAAAAGUAGAAAAUUAUAGUGAUAAUGAUAUACAUACAAAAGAGGAAAAUAAGAAGGAAUCUACAAAUAGGUCUAAUUUUCAAGCAUUUUUACAAAAGCUAAACAGUUGGACUAUGAAUCAAGUCUUUACUCAACCACCUCCACCAAAUAUACAAUAUAAAUAUUCAACACCAACAAAAGGCACUUUAAUAAGAAUAGCAAUACAAUUAUUAAAAGAACCAUCUUUCUAUACACAGGUUUUACACUUGAUGAAUAGAAUGAAUUUACCACCUCCUUUUGAAGAAUUAGAAGCAGAAUUUCCAGCACUUAAGGAAGUUUAUGAUAUAGAAAAAUAUAAGGAUAUAUUUAUAAAAGAAAGUUUAUAUCUUAAAGAAAAUGAAGAUAUUUGCAAUGAGGGAACAGAGGAAGAGGAAUCUGAAAUAGAAUCAAAUGAAGAAGAUAAUACAAAAUCUAUGGAAAUAAUACCUAUAAAAAGAAAACGUCCACAGCAUACAAAACGUUUGAAAAUUCCAAAAUUCAUUAAUCCUAAUAAACAAAUAACAGCUUCAAGUUCUACACAAAAGGUUGUAAAAGCAGCUGAUAUGUUUGAACCAAUACAACGCGGUGAAACAAAAAAUCUUAAAAUUGAAUUGAAAAUAGUGGAUAAAUUGUUAGAUACUACAAAUGAAGAUGAAAAUAUGGGUUCUAAAAGUGCUACAGAUGGUGGCUUUGGAUUAAUGUUCCCAGUUUCUAAAACUCUUGAUACCGUUGAAAGUAACGAAAGUAUUAAAAAUGUUCAACAAGAAGUAAUUACGUCUAAUGAAUUAGCAAAUAACAGAAUUUCAACUAAUGAUCAGAGAUUGUUACCUGUUUUUAAAAAUUAUCAUCCUGGCAAGCCAUCAAGUCGCUUAUACAUAAAAAAUCUUGCAAAACAAGUUGAAGAAAAGGAUCUCCAUUUUAUUUAUAAAAAAUAUGUGGUGCCUGAGUUAAAAACAGAGUUAGAGUAUGAUAUACGGCUUAUGCAAGAAGGUAGAAUGAAGGGGCAAGCAUUUAUCACAUUGCAGAAUAUUGAACAAGCACAACUAGCUCUUGAUGAAACAAAUGGUUUCAUUUUAAAAGAUAAACCUAUGGUUGUACAGUUCGCUAAAGUAACAAAAAGUUAA